Molecule: messenger RNA, 3006 nt
Organism: Lentinula edodes (shiitake mushroom)
Lineage: Eukaryota; Fungi; Basidiomycota; Agaricomycetes; Agaricales; Omphalotaceae
Exons: 3
Coding region: 1-3006 (1001 amino acids)
Source: RefSeq, a predicted model, not a curated record
AUGUUGCGAUGGCUUCAGUCGACCGUCCAAAUUUCGGGCGGCUACGGCGGUUCUGCUGUGCGAAUGCAUGUAGCGCAGAAGCUAUAUCCCAAAUGUAUAUCUCACCUUGGUCUCCUUAAACACCAGUCCUCCAUCUUGUCAGGUCAUUCCGCUCGCUUUCGUGUUCUCAGUGCAGUGUCAGGCUUUCCCCAGAAUGGAGAAGCAGAUGUACCUCAAUCGUCUGUACUUCGUGAUGGCGCCGAAUACGUGUCAAAUGAACGUAUCAGAGACUUCGAAAGACUGCGCCUUUAUCUCACUUCUGCACCCACGAAGAAACUUGCACCGGAACUUCUUGUUUCCUUGUACGACUCUGUGCGGGUCAGUUCACAGUUCAAGUCGUUUAGUGCUACCCAACUUAGCACUCUCAUAAGUAUACUUGGCUCCUCUUCUCUUCCACCGGAUGCUCCUCGCAUUAGGAACAAUUAUGUGGACGGCACGUCAAAUACUUCUGCCUACUGGUCCCAUGUUCUAUGCAUAGCAGAUGAUAAGAAGGCGUUGGGCUUCCUCCUCAAUGAUGGAGAUCAUUAUUGGGCUAUGUGGGCUUGGCUUGCACUGUCCCGUUCUGGUGAACACGUGAAAGCCUUAUCCAAUGCCUCAAAACAUUACAAUCAGAUAUGGCAGAAGACCAAAUUUCCCGAUAUUUUGGUCCCUUAUCUUGAGACUUUGAUAUCGACUGGCAGCUCGGAACAUCUUCAAACUGCCGUUGUCGACCUUUGUAACAUACUAGGAGUACACACAAACCUUCACGGACGCUCUCUCAAACUCAUAUGGGAUAUCUUCCUCUCUUCUUCGACGGCUUUGACACCAUCUAUGAAAACUUCUAUCCUUCAUGCUUUGUGGAGUCGGUCUACUAUGUCUCACACCACAGUUCAACGCAGUAAUUAUAUGGCUACUCACAUGUUCAAUCCUCUUACCAAACGACACGAACGUCUUCCUUUGGACAUCGCUCACCUUAUCGCAAGCCUUGGGGCACCUCUCUUCCCGUUCUUUCUGGUGUCUGUUCCUUUAUCCGUUCAACGCUGGGCUCGUCGUCAGACUGCAGCAGCUUUAUCUCCAUCCUGUUCUGACGAAGUCCGCUGGACGAAUUUCUCCCUUUUCGCUUUGAAUCAGGCUGCUCGUAAAGGUCUAGGUAAUCGCAUACCUACUUUGGACCCCAAUUUCGCAGGCUCUGAUUUAAACGAUUGGCAUAUCGUUCUCACUCUGUCAAUACUUGAAAAUGUGGUCAACAGCUACAUGGUAUCUGCUCAAGGAUCUGAAUUAUGUUCUCUAUCAGGGGCUUUAUGGGAAAGAUGGAUGAGUUUCAAAGCUGAUAGGCCAAUUUUUGUCUCUCGAGCUGUUGUGAGCUCCUUUUUACGGCUCGCCGCACGAACGCAGGACACCUAUAUCUUGGAUCAAUGUUACCGCUACUCCAUAGAUCAUGCUCUUUGGCAGACGAAUCCAGAUCAUACUGCCGCCGAUCGAGCUCAAAUUGAAGCUCUUAUUGGUUUUCACUUCGCGGCUUUCAUUCGUUGUCAUGGGAGACGUUGGGCCGAUAUUCUUCACUUCUUGGAUGUACAGAAGGAUCUAUCCGUUUCCGGAUCUCAUGCAGAUUUUGUCAUUCAGAGAUUAUCUUCCUUGGACAUUGAGAUCGCUUUUGAAUUCUAUGAAUUCUGCAUCUCUCAUAGUGUUCCAGUCGGUGUCGACAUCACUACUAUGUUGGCGACUGCAAUGGCUCCAGUUCGCGUACAUGUGGUUUUUCCUAUGCUCGAGCGUGGACUCAAUCACGCUCAAAUGGAGAAGGUUCUCUUAGCAUUGCUAGAUACGCUGCGAACACAACGCCACCAAUAUUUGAAUCCGGCCUCGGGGCGUAUCCUUGGACGCGCUUUAUGCAAACUUUUACAGUCAAAAGCUCCUGUAGUACGAAUUAAGUAUCCGCUGCGGUACUCUCUUUUACGGCUGGUCGCGUCAAAUUGUGCUACAGAUGCUAUCCGGAUAGUCGAGCUGGUUGACGAGGGUGCCCCCUCUUUUCUCAGUGCUCGAUUUCUGCAUCGGCUACUCGGUAUUUUCCUUCGCCAUCGACAGUAUACCUUAGCUGGGCGCCUCUACUAUAUCAUGAAGAGCAGGUCUAUACCUUCGCAAGAUAGAUUCCGCAGGAAGUUAAUUCUUGGGCUGAUGAGAGGUGGGGCAAACACGUUUGCGAAACGCUUUCGAAGUUCAAGGUCGACUAGGUCUACAGUUGAGAGAAUGGUUACCCGACUGGAAUUUAGAGGUGCUAUCCCGUGUCGUACAUCCUCUGACCGCGUCCUGUCGAUCGUUCGGAAAUAUCCCAAUGAUAUACCCAGCAUCAAAUCGGCGUUCUCCGCCCUCGUUCUAUCUAAACGCCCUGUAGCUGCAAAACGUCUGUUCCAGGACUCUUUGCCGUAUCUGGAUUCACCAACCAAAGUCUGGCUCGGUAACAUGUUCCUCCAUCGUAUCCUCCGCCGUUUUGAUAAACGGAACAUGCAGGUUGUGAAGAAACUUCUACGGGCGAAGAACUAUCUGAUGAUGAAUUUCGGGUUCACUGGAGACCGUAUCACAUUCAAUAUUCUUCUGAAAGGCAUGCUUCGCUGGAAGAACGUCUCGUCCUCCAAAACUCGGAUGCUCUUUGACGAUUGCAUCCGGAUGGGGUACCCCGUCGGUUCUCGCUGGCGGAGGAUCAACAAUGUUCCUUUCGGCACUCAGUCCCUUUCUCCGCCUAUCAAUUUUGGGAUGCCGAUGCUAGACCCUCAUAUAUCCUUUCAGCGCCAUGUACGACCAUUGUACAAAAUGUUCAUCAAAGCAUUCUAUUUACGCAAGGAUGUCGAGGCUGCGAAGACCGUUGUUGGAAUUCUGAAGAACGAGGAAGCAGAGAAUUUAUCGAGGCAACAGUAUCGAGAUCGCAGCCGUCUCGAGGGAUUGCGAAGGCGCAGACUGACCAAAGGAACAACAAUGUCAGAUGAUAAUUUGUGA